UUACAGAAGCGAUUUCUCGGUGACAUAGUCAGUUCUUUUGCUCUGCGUAUAAUUCACAGUGAUCGAUGAAUUACACUCCUCUCUUUUAUCAGUACCGUCAUCGGUUUGCUUGCUGGUUGUUUUCGACCGGUUCUGUAACGGUUGCCAUGGCGAAGUUGCACAUAUCGGUUUUUUUGAAUUGCAAGAGAUUUCACAAUAUACCUAACAGACGCGCUAUGACUGAUAGUGAUUCAAUAAAAACAUACGACUAUCUGGUAAUUGGUGGUGGUUCCGGAGGUAUCGCGAGUGCUCGUCGCGCUGCUGAAUUCAAAGCAUCUGUGGGAUUAAUUGAGGAAGCGCAUCUCGGUGGUACAUGCGUAAAUAAGGGAUGUGUUCCGAAGAAAGUUAUGUACAACUGUUCUCGCCAUGCAGAAAUAAUCUCCAAUCAUUCCGAUUAUGGUUUUGAUGUGACACUGAAUGGAUUCAAUUGGAAAAAAAUGAAGGAUAGCCGUGAUGCAUACGUCAAACGUUUAAAUAGAAUAUACGAAUCAAACUUAUCCAAUUCACAGGUUGAACUGAUUCGAGGAAAAGGAUCGUUUACCGAAGAUGGUGUUGUUGACGUUAAUGGCAAAAAGUAUUUCGGAAAGCACAUACUAAUAGCAGUCGGAGGGUAUCCAAAGAGGCCUAACGUGCCUGGAGCAGAAUACGGUAUCGAUAGUGAUGGUUUCUUCCGUCUUGAUAUUUUACCCAAACGUGCGGUAGUAGUGGGAGGCGGUUAUAUAGCAGUCGAAUUAUCAUCCGUGCUGGCGGCGUUGGGAUCUGAUGUUCAUUUGUUAGUACGAAAACCAAGGGUUUUGUGGAAUUUCGACCACACACUAUCUGAGUGUUUAACGGAAUCCAUUGAUAGAGGGCCAACGAAUCUUCACAAAAAUACGGAAGUGAAGUCAGUGGAAAGGAAACCUGAUGGAUUACUUACCGUGCAUACAACUAAUGGUACCAUUAAUGAAGUAAACAGUUUAAUCUGGGCAAUUGGCCGCCUUCCUGCAACGCGUGGUUUAAAUCUGGACUAUGUGGGUGUGGAAACUGAUCAAAUCGGCAAUGUAAUUGUGGAUGAAUAUCAGAACACAUCGACCAAAAAUGUUUACGCAGUAGGAGAUUGCUGUGGAAAAGCACUAUUGACACCAGUCGCAAUUGCCGCUGGUCGGUGUCUUGCCCACAGACUGUUUAACAACGAAAUAAACAGUCGUUUGGAUUACGAAAACAUUCCGAGCGUUGUGUUUAGUCAUCCACCGCUAGCAACUGUUGGGCUUACAGAAGCGCAUGCUGUCGAUCAAUUUGGGAAAAAUAGUCUUAAAAUUUAUAAAACGAAGUUCAAUCCCAUGUAUCAUGCUGUUACUCAGCACAAAGAACCAACAGUGAUGAAACUGAUUUGCGCUGGUAAAAACGAACAGGUUGUGGGUUUACACAUGCUUGGCGAGGGAUGUGACGAAAUGCUGCAAGGUUUUGCUGUUGCUGUUAAGAUGGGCGCGACGAAGAAGGAUUUUGAUGAUACAGUAGCCAUCCAUCCAACAAGUGCGGAGGAGCUGGUCACAAUGCGUAAUGGUACGAAACCUGAAACAACAUGAGCGUAAAUGAACCCGUAGAUAAGCUUGUUAACGCUAAGGAGAGGUUUAAAUCUGACGCAAUGUAUUUGAAAAAAAAUGAAGCAAACAAGGAUUUUUCAAUUUUGGGGCAUCUAAAUCAUUAUUUAUGCUAUAAAGGACGCAAUUCAAGAAAAAGUAUUCAGACAUUUAUUGCGUGUAUU
Messenger RNA from Loa loa (African eye worm), 1783 nucleotides. Its product is annotated as glutathione-disulfide reductase. NCBI's taxonomy places the organism in Eukaryota, Metazoa, Nematoda, Chromadorea, Rhabditida, Onchocercidae. Gene Ontology annotation, molecular function: NADP binding; flavin adenine dinucleotide binding; glutathione-disulfide reductase (NADPH) activity. The record is from RefSeq and is a predicted model, not a curated record. Gene Ontology annotation, cellular component: mitochondrion; cytosol. The transcript has 14 exons. Gene Ontology annotation, biological process: cellular response to oxidative stress; glutathione metabolic process; cell redox homeostasis. The coding region runs from base 66 to 1604 and encodes 512 amino acids.